AUGCCCUUGCUUCCCUACGAGGCUUCGUUUGCCCUGGACCUUUCAGCUCCGUCAGGAUCCCAUCAAGUCGAGUCGCCUGCGGUGGGAAGCCUGGCAUAUGAUCUCGGCCGGGAUGAGUACGACCGCCACUUCGACGACGCUGCAUCGUUCUCAGGGUGGCUUGCCCAUGAGAAGCGCGAGAAGGGUGUCGAGUACAGCCGCCACAAGGUUGAGAAUGACACGCGGCAGCCUCCGGAGUGGUUGACGAGGACGACGUAUGUCUGCGGUCGGAAGGGGAACGGGCGGAGUACGUACAAACCAAAGGACGGCUCGAACCGCAAGAUAUCCCCGAAGCGAAUCAAUUGCCCCAGCCGCGUGGUUGUCAAGACGUACCCCGGCACGCGCCAGCACCUUGUACGUUAUACUGCAUGCCACAACCACGAGCUCGGCGAACAAAACCUCAAGUUCACGCGGCUCUCUGAUGAGACGAAGGUGAAGAUCAAGAUGAUGGUCAGGCUGGGGAUAGAACGGCAGAAGAUCGUGCGUGCCUUGCUCUAUUCCCUCGCCUUGUCCUUACCAUUGUCCCGUAUAUAG
Molecule: messenger RNA, 573 nt
Organism: Schizophyllum commune H4-8
Lineage: Eukaryota; Fungi; Basidiomycota; Agaricomycetes; Agaricales; Schizophyllaceae
Exons: 1
Coding region: 1-573 (190 amino acids)
Source: RefSeq, a predicted model, not a curated record